AUGGCGAGCCGCGGAGCCCGGGCGGCGCCGGUGGCAGCGGGUCCGCCAUUGGACGAGGAGGCCUGAGGGACGGUGAGCGAGGCGAGGCCGAGCGUGUGGCCCCGGGAGAGCGAGGGCGAUGGACGCCAACGUGCCGAAGCGGAAGGAGCCUGGCAAGUCCCUGCGCAUCAAAGUCAUCUCCAUGGGCAACGCCGAAGUGGGAAAAAGCUGUAUUAUAAAGCGAUACUGUGAGAAAAGAUUUGUGUCGAAAUACCUUGCAACAAUUGGAAUUGACUAUGGAGUCACAAAGGUACAAGUCAGAGACAGAGAGAUCAAAGUUAACAUCUUUGAUAUGGCUGGACACCCCUUCUUCUACGAGGUUCGUAACGAGUUUUACAAGGACACACAGGGGGUGAUGCUGGUCUAUGAUGUUGGGCAAAAAGACUCCUUUGACGCCCUUGACACGUGGCUGGCGGAAAUGAAGCAAGACCUUGGACCUCACGGGAACAUGGAAAACGUUGUCUUCGUAGUGUGUGCCAACAAGAUUGACUGCACCAAGCACCGCUGUGUGGAUGAAAGUGAGGGGCGUCUCUGGGCCGAAAGCAGAGGGUUCCUGUACUUUGAAACUUCAGCACAAACCGGAGAAGGAAUUAAUGAGAUGUUCCAGACCUUUUAUGCAGCCAUCGUUGAUUUAUGUGAAAACGGCGGGAAACGUCCGAUCCCAAAUAGCAGCGCUAGUUUCACCAAAGAACAAGCAGACACCAUUCGCAGAAUUCGAAAUAGUAAAGACAGUUGGGACAUGUUGGGAGUCAAACCUGGAGCAUCAAGGGACGAAGUCAACAAAGCCUAUCGGAGGCUGGCGGUGCUGCUCCACCCUGACAAAUGUGUGGCGCCGGGGAGUGAGGAUGCCUUCAAAGCCGUGGUGAACGCCCGGACGGCCGUGCUGAAGAACAUCAAAACCUCCCUGCUCGUUUCCCGUGUGUGUUGUCAGCCCUGAAUCAGUAAUCCAGGCGCCUGCUACCAUGUCACAGAGGGGGCGAAGGGACCACACGCCUGCGUCGCUCAUCGCAUAUUUCCAAGCUGAAAGCAAGUCCCCCCGUAGGCCCCUUGCUCAGGAGAGUCCAAAGGUUUCUGGAGGGGAAGGACAGGAAGACCCUUUCACCUUCUCUUUCUUUUUUAUUAAUUCAUCAUCAGAAUUAAAACAGAAGCAGACAAUAUCGAAACCCCUGGAAGUUUGGUGUGACCUCACAAGCAAGUUGCUCCUUUUAGGAUGAGUCCUUAGGUGGUGUUGUAACCAUCAAUCUAAGAUUAAUGAGCUCUUAGAGCCCUUUGGAAGUUUGUGAAACAGAGUGAUGCGAUUCUGAAUUAAGCAGCCCUUUUUUGACAUUUAGUCUGUUCCCUUCUCUGACCACCAGGGGGAGAGACGAGCCAGUCCUGAGGGUAAAAGCGAUGGCAGCCACACUUCUGGGUAAACUGGCUGCUGCUAGUCGGGCCCCUGGAUCUGAGGUCUCUCCCUGGCUGUGGAGAUGGGUGCUGGUUGCUGUGGGGAGCAUCAUCACCUAGGAACGAGGAACCGGACCCAAGACAAGGGCUUGAGGGCACACUGGAUGGUGCACACAUGGCCAGGGCCCCGCCAGCCUGGCUCAGGCACAUUUGAUGCCUUAAUGGAGCCCCCAUAUGAGGUUUAUGCCUUUUAUUGUUUCUGCAUUAUUUGCUGCAGACAAAUAAUGGUGGGAAAGGCAGGGGUGCUGCUCAACAAGCCAGGUCUCCUCAUCAGUGUCAGUUCCUCUCCUCUAGCCUCCUUAUUCCAUAUACGACAUCCGCCAUCAGUUCUCCCCUUCAGUCCCUGGCUUCCACCCACUGCCUCCCUACAGGCCUGGGCCUGGGCCUGGAUGACCAGAGGAAGUGUGGGUCCUUUGGUGGGGGCCGGUGGAGGGAGAGAUCCUUAAGCCUGUGUGGGAGGAAUCGCCAUCAUUUUGCUUGGGUCCCAAAUUUCUGAAUAGCGAUAUUUUACACUACAGAUUAUAAAGAUUACCUUCACGUAGAGAAAUCCAUUUCGCCAUAGUCUCCGGCUCAGUCUCCCAGGAUGGGUGAAGAUCAGGCCUGGCCUUUCUCUCAGGCGUCUACCCCUCUCGGGUGGCUCAUCGCCUGUCACUCUCAUGAGGAUGCUCAUGUUUUUAGCUGUGACCACGCUGCACUGAUGGGGGCUUUAAGGUUCACAGGACACUACUUUCUGUGAAUUUUACCAGCUGUCCCAUAUAGAUCCCCGGUUGGCAUGCCUACACCUCAGGAGAAAGGCACUUCCAUUCAUUCACGCCCACUGCGUCUGGGGUUCUUGCCCUCCCAAAGCAGCUGCAUUCGGUGGCUGCCCUCGGGCUGCAGGGAGCUUGUCAGAAACCAGAGCAUUGAUUUCUAGUAGGUUCUCAUCUCCGUGAGACCGAAAUGUUCUUUUUUAUGAGAUGAGAUCUGAGAUACGAUUUCUGGUGGGAUUUUCCUCUGGCCGUUUAAUGUUCACCAGCUCUGGGACUGCGGGACUCCAACCCAAGGUUCUCUGGACCUGAUGUUACUUAAGGCCUUCAUCAUGCCUACAGUAAUGAACAGCGCUCUGUUCUGGCUACAGAAUUGAGGAGUCGUGUGAAUGAGGGAUCACACAUGGCCGUGUCAGCCCAAGUUGACCUGACAGCUCGCUGAGUGUGUGGCCCUGUAUAAAGAGCUGGGGCCAGUUUCAGCACUGUCCUUAAACCCUGGGUCAGUCACCUCACUCACCUACAGUGAGAGCGUGCGGCUGGGCAGUUACAGGGGGAGUUCUUUCGGCUUCCAUUCGUAUCCCUAUGUAGCGACUGACUUGUUGGAAUUUGGCCUGACCCUAUUCUCAGGUCCUGGGACUCAGUUCCCAGGACCUUCAUUGGGAGCCAAGGCGGCCAUGUACUGCUUCACUUAUGGAAAAGAGAGGAAGCCAGGAUUUUCUGACUUCCAUAAUUCUUGAGUAGAAUAUUAAAAGAUAAUGAAGCAUGAACAGCAAUGAGAAGUUUUUUUAGUACUAACUUCAUACAAACUUACAGACCUCUGUGCAUUAAUUUAACUUCUUGGUGCAAAUAUGCCCUUUAUAGUUCAAUCUUAAAAUUAUUCAGCCAGUUAGGAUUUCAGAAUACAUCAGUGAGAGUAACAACUAGCAGAAUAAUUUUAAUGGCUAAAAAAAAUUUCUAGAGAGAAUCUUGUUUUUCAAAAAGGAAUAAAAAGUUUGAACAGCUAUUAUUAAAGAAAAGCCAUUCCUUCCACAUCUGAGUCACCAAGAAUUAACUUUUAAAACUUGUCAGAAAAAACCCUGGAGGCAUUUCAAGCUAAUCGUCCAACCUACCCAAGCACUUUAACAUCCACCGCCUUCUGUUCCACUGUCCUCUCCUGCCUCCAUUUGAAUCGAUGUUCUCGCCUGUCAGCAUUUCUGUUAUUCCACGUGUCAUUUUCUUCUUCACAUUAAUGUGUCCUUGGCAUUGUGGUCAGUCUGUUAAGGGACUGUAGAUGCGGGGUGUCGUGCUGCUACCCCCCAUAAACUGCUCUGAUGCUGUAGCUCGCACACUAUUCUUUAAGGCUCACAUUUACCUCAGGAAACUUAGGUUAGUAUGUUCUCAGCAUUGAAUUCUCAACUGGUCAAUAUUUUUUAUACCCAUAACCUAGUACCUACUUCACUGUUAGUCCCAUGAGCCAUAGACGAGGCAGCUGACUUUCUGAAAGAAAGCCGAGUGAGUGCAGCACCGGAGUGAGGUUGCCGCCCCUCGCAGCAUGGGGACAGCCUGGAGGGGCGAGGGGUUCCAGUGUCGGGUUGGAAGGCGUGGAGCUGGUGCACAUUGUGUGUCACGGUGACAGCGCCUUCUCCCAGGAACCUCGGUGGGCGCCGGGAUGUCACUCCCUUCACUGCACGCUGUCCAGCUCAGAGUCUGCCUAUGAUGUGGUGAGACUUUUGAAAAUGGUCUUUGGCUAGUUUUUAAACCAAUUUUGAGUUUAGCAAAACAUAGCUAACCACCUUCCAUCGCAAGUUUUGCAAAGUGGAAAGAGGUUCAGACUUGGGAUUGAGCACAAUUGUAAGAUACACUUGAUACCAUUUGUACAUUGGUUUUCCCAUGAACCAUCUCUAGAGAAGACAGCAUUUAAUCUGUGAUGUGGGUGCAUCAGCUUGUGUGGAACAAGCAGUGCAGGACCGCUGUGCAGUGAAGGCCUGGGGGGUGACCUGUUGGAAAGGGGCCAGUUUGGGUUGGCUUCCUGCAUCGGUUGCCCUUUGACUGUGAAUGCAGAGUCUCUAAACAAACCUUUUGCUCUUACGAGGUAAUUUACAUAUUUGCUUUCUGUUGAAAUAACUGAAAAUGUUAAAUCCAACAGUUGUUUAUGUCUUGUAUAGAGAGUGUCAUAUGUAUUUAAGUUGUGUAUUUUUAUAAAGUAAAGCCAAAUAUCAAACACU
Myotis lucifugus (little brown bat) is the source of this 4432-nucleotide messenger RNA. It is a transcript of the gene DNAJC27, whose product is annotated as DnaJ heat shock protein family (Hsp40) member C27. The transcript is spliced from 8 exons. Gene Ontology annotation, molecular function: GTP binding; GTPase activity. NCBI's taxonomy places the organism in Eukaryota, Metazoa, Chordata, Mammalia, Chiroptera, Vespertilionidae. The record is from RefSeq and is a predicted model, not a curated record. Bases 119 to 976 code for a protein of 285 amino acids.